Molecule: messenger RNA, 1518 nt
Organism: Colletotrichum chrysophilum
Lineage: Eukaryota; Fungi; Ascomycota; Sordariomycetes; Glomerellales; Glomerellaceae
Exons: 2
Coding region: 1-1518 (505 amino acids)
Cellular component (GO): cytoplasm
Molecular function (GO): hydrolase activity, acting on carbon-nitrogen (but not peptide) bonds
Source: RefSeq, a predicted model, not a curated record
AUGUCUUCCACGACCGAGUUCAACCUCGUGAUCACCAAUGGUGUUUGCGUGACAGCAAGCGAUGUUGCAGCGUGGGAUCUUGCCAUCAAAGAUGAAAAGAUCGUGCUGCAGGCACCAUCCGGAUCGCUAUCUAAGGCGAGUUCCAAACGAAUAAUUGAUGCCAGAGGCGGUUAUGUCAUGCCUGGUGGAAUAGACUGCCAUGUUCAUCUUGAGGAACCUGCAAUUUAUUUCAAAGGUUCUACCGGCCGCUCAGCUGACAGUUGGGAAACUGGAACUCGGUCGGCCGCGGCUGGAGGCAACACAACCGUCGUCGCCUUUGCGCCUCAGAGAAAGGGCGAAGACAACUCCCUGUUAAGUGCGGUCAAUGCAACCCAUAAGCUUGCAACAGGAAACUGCUACACAGAUUAUGGCUUUCAUGUCAUCAUCUCUGAUACCAGCCCCAAGGUGUUGUCCGAGCUGAAGACACUCAAGAGUGAGGAAGGAAUUUCCUCCGUCAAGAUCUACAUGACGUACACGGCUCUCCAGCUUCGCGACGACCAAAUUCUGAGCAUUCUUCUAGAAGCACGUCAGAAUGAGAUUCUUACUAUGAUCCAUGCUGAGAAUGGUGAUGUUCUCAACUGGCUCACAGAUCAACUUGAGUUACAAGGCAAAUUUGCGCCAAAGUACCACGCAAACUCGCGCCCGCCUAUCCUCGAAGCUGAGGCGACCAAUCGCGCAAUAGCUCUAUCAUCCCUCAUCGCUAACACACCUAUUCUGCUCGUGCAUGUCAGCGAUCCCUCGGCCUCCUCACGCAUCCGCAUCGCUCAAUCCACUGGACAGCCUAUCUUUGCAGAGACCUGCCCGCAGUAUCUCUUUCUGACAAGAGAUGACCUGGACAAGCCUGGCUUCGAAGGUGCAAAGUGUGUGUGCUCACCUCCGCCCCGGACGAGUGCCGAUCAGGACGCUAUCUGGACGGGUCUCGCGAACGGAACUUUUACGGUACUCAGCUCUGACCACUGCCCAUUCCGAUUCAAUGACCCCGUGGCGGGUAAGAACUCUUGCGUCACGGCUGACCAUCCCGUGGGUCAAUUCCGCUAUAUACCCAACGGUCUGCCUGGUGUUGAGACUCGAUUACCUCUUGCGUUCUCGGCACAAAGGCUAGCCCUGACAAAGUUCGUCGAGAUGUCCUCCACCAAUGCGGCUAAGCUCUACGGUCUGUAUCCUCGAAAGGGUGCAAUGAUCCCUGGUGUCUCGGAUGCGGACUUGGUCAUCUGGUAUCCGGAGGACGAGCUCGGUGACUUCCAAGUUGCAAACGACUUACUUCACCACGAUGUCGACUACACGCCUUAUCAAGGACGAAGUGUGAGGAAUUGGCCGAGAUACACGAUAUUGAGAGGCAAUGUGGUUUGGGACCGGGAUGGAGAAGGCAUUGUCGCGUCAAAAGGUGUUGGCCAAUUCAUGAAGCGUGGAUCCAGCACCUUAGGACAGGUCUGGGAGACGGUGAGGAAAGCUGGCCCACUUGAUUUGGAGAGCCUUUGA